Molecule: messenger RNA, 1966 nt
Organism: Calliphora vicina (urban bluebottle blowfly)
Lineage: Eukaryota; Metazoa; Arthropoda; Insecta; Diptera; Calliphoridae
Exons: 8
Coding region: 281-1120 (279 amino acids)
Source: RefSeq, a predicted model, not a curated record
AUGGUUGUUUUGCGGAGUGUUUAUGAUAUUAUAUAGUACAUAUAGCGGUUCGGAAAAUUUUAAAUUAAAAGAAUUCGUAUUAACAAAAUAAAAAAUAUAAUUCAAAAAUAAAACCGUUUUAGAAAAAUUUAACGGCGCAAUAAGUUAUUGAAAGAAAAAAACAAAUUUUUAAUAAACAAGAUUUUAAAAUUGUGUUCAAGUUUUUUAGUCAAUUCAAAUUAUUAUUAUAUUUCUUGGUGUAUAAAUUAAAAACUACAAGUGAGAUUCAAGCAACCACACAAUGGCAGAGCAUACAAUCCGACAGAGGAGGGCAACAUCGGAAGUAUUGUAUUCGUUCUAUGGUAUGUUACUACAAAUGAAUAAAUAUUUUAACAAGUUUCGAGUUGUUGUUGCAAUUACAAUCGCCCUCGCUUUGGUGGUAACUGUCAACGCUGAGGAGUGCGGCCAAGAGGAAUUCACCAAAUGUGCGGAACCGCUGGAAAUGUUGCAUUUAACAUCAGAAUUUUCAAUUGGCGCUGCCAAGAAAGAAGAACUGGAUAAACUUUGUCAUGAAUUACGAAAAGGUGUUCGAUGCAUACAAAGCUACACGAGACGUUGCAUGGAUUUACAGCAGCGAAAUCAGUUCAACAAGUUGUAUCAUGGCACUAACCAAUUUAUAAGGGAUUUGUGCAAUAAGGGAGAAUUUCAAGAUGAAUACCUGAAGCACGCUCCUUGCUCCGAGAUGGCUAAAAGAGAAUUUGAAGUCUGCGCCAACCGUUAUAAGGAAACAAUGGUAUUUUUAAAGCCGAACAAGAAUCAGGAAAGCCAGGAGAACAUCACCAUCAAUGAAAACAUUAAAACGAUAUGUUGCUCCAUUAAUGAACUUGUCGAUUGUUCGGAAAAUGCUGCACGAAAAAUAUGUGGUGCCGAUGCGGCAAAAUUUACACGCGAGUUAGUCGAUAAAUACGCCAAUAGCUUAACAAAGAUUUACUGCGAAGAUUUUACACGACAUCCGGAAAUUUGUCGCAAUGGUGAGGGCGAUGCCGGCAUUGCCUUACAUAGUACUUGGCAACUUAUUCUGGCUCUAGCAGUGGCACUAUUCGCUCUGGUGGACUAUCAACAAACCACACUAACAAGAUAGACGACACAUUAGUUGUCAGUAAUGUUGCAACAUACAAACAUGCAGAACGUUGUUCAAAGUGCGAUGAGGUUAAAGUUAUUGCAUUGGUUGAAAUGUCUUAAUGAUAUAUAUUUGUUUUUUUUGAAAAUGCUGUGUGGCAACGGAAAUGGUAAUACGAUUGUUUUUUCAUUGAUGGCUGGUUUGACGGUUUUUGAUCUACCAAUAAAGCAACAAUUUUAUUGACUUGAAAUUUUCUCCCUCAUACACAAUUCUUCCUCGUUCCCGUCAAUUCGAAUGCAAUUCCAAAAAUCCUUAAACACUUGAGACGAAGUAGAGCACCAACCAACCAACCACCCAACAACACCCACAGGACAAAUUAUUGUGCCAGCAAAAACAUGCAUACGUAUAUUACAUACUACGUAUAAUAGUAUGUUUUGCUAAACAUAUGAGCAAUUAUUAAUUUAAUUAUAUCACAUUUUUUUAAUUAAUUAUUUUUUUUAUAGAAUUAAUUACAAACCUACGUACAUACAUACAUAAAUUAAUAAAUAAAUCUAAAAUUGUAUGAAUGUAUGCAAUUUUAGCAUCGCACUUAUUGUGAAUUACACCAAGAAAACACCAUUGCAUUAAAAACUUAAAGAUUUAAACACACAAAUAGAAAAAAAAUACGAGUGUAAUAUGAAAUACUUAAGUACGUUUAAUGAUAUUUACAUAUAUACUUUAAAUAAUUUAAGAAUUAAUUAUAAAAUUAUUAUUUUAUUUAUAUAUUUCUUGUUAACUGUUUAUUAUUUUUAGCCACUUACUUAAUAUUUACUGCAACAAAACAUUAAAUGUAAUAUAUACUAUACAUAUGUAUACUUUUGACUUUGA